AUGACUGGUGAAAGCGUAGAAAAGACGUAUUGUUUCAAGACAGAAAACAAAUUCAUAGUCAAAAGUGGAUGUAAAAAACGAAUGUGGAGGUCUUUAAAGCAGAUAUUAACGGCUGAAAGAGCAUUACCAUGGCCUAAUGAAGCAGUUUUGUACUACUCAAUAAAUGCACCACCAACUUUUAAACCUACAAAAAAAUACUCUGAUAUAUCUGGCCUCCCUGCUCCAUACAUAGAUCGUCACUCGAAGUUGUAUUACAGUAGUGCUGAAGAGUUUGCAACUGUAAGAAAUCUACCUAUGGAUAUAACAGCCGGCUAUCUUCAGCUAAGAGGUGCUAAUACUAUUGUGGGAUGA
This is a messenger RNA of Arctia plantaginis, 351 nucleotides long. Lineage: Eukaryota; Metazoa; Arthropoda; Insecta; Lepidoptera; Erebidae. The record is from the annotation of a GenBank genome assembly.